CGAAACCGGGAGGAAGCUCUGUGCCUGGAAGGGACCGGCCGCCAUCUCAAGUCUCGGCCUCGCUGGGCCCACCAGAGAAAGCUGACGCCCAGUCUUAUAAUCCUUAUGGGGGACCAACCUUGCGCCUCCAGGACAUCCACGCUCCCACCUGGAAAUACGCGGGAAACCAGGCCUCCAAAAAAGCGCUGUCUCCUAGCUCCACGGUGGGAUUAUCCUGAAGGAACCCCCAACGGAGGUAGUAACCCUCUCCCCUCCGCACCCUCUCCUGCAUCACCCGGCCUGAAAUCGCACCCUCCUCCUCCGGAGAAGUAGUGGAAUAUACUUCUCCCACCCCAAACCAGUCUCUGAGGGAUUGCAGAAUGACUCCAUUUCCUUGGUGCAUUUAUAAAAUGCUUUGUCUAGUGAAGACAAUGAUGAUUAUCGACACUGCUGCCCAGCUUUUUUCUGAUGUCCUGCACCAGCUUGUCUCACUAUGCCAGCUAGGAUCUUCACUACAAUGAGAAAGAGUAACAGUGAUAGCGGAUUUUCUUCUCUUGCUUUUGAAUUUUCAACGGAAUUACACAAAUGUUUCACCAUUUUUAGAUUUGUUUCUUCAAGAUAAGGAAGUUCAUUUGUAGCCUUCGUAUGCUGAGACUUUUUAAUUAUGAAGGAAUAUGGAGUUUUUCUCCAUUAAUUUGAGAGUGUAACCAUGUGAUAAAUUACGGUAAUCAAUUUUCUAAUGUAUUUUCUGAUAUUGGUUUCAUCACCCUCACCAUUGAA
Molecule: messenger RNA, 759 nt
Organism: Enhydra lutris kenyoni (northern sea otter)
Lineage: Eukaryota; Metazoa; Chordata; Mammalia; Carnivora; Mustelidae
Product: negative regulator of P-body association
Exons: 3
Coding region: 106-312 (68 amino acids)
Source: RefSeq, a predicted model, not a curated record